Molecule: messenger RNA, 3905 nt
Organism: Prunus mume (Japanese apricot)
Lineage: Eukaryota; Viridiplantae; Streptophyta; Magnoliopsida; Rosales; Rosaceae
Source: RefSeq, a predicted model, not a curated record
AUGAAAAGUUGUGUGGUUCAAAUGUUUCCUCAACUUGACUGGCAUGGUCUUAGUCAUCCCUUUGAAAUAUCCAACACUAAAGCAAAUGCAAGUCCAAACCAUGCCAAUGACUCAUUGCCACUUAUCACAACCACAUCAUCAUCUCCAACACCAAGAGCACAGGCAGAGGCCCUGAUCAAAUGGAAGAGAAGCUUUUCUUCUUCUUCUUCUCCACCACCUUCACUUCUCCAUUCAUGGUCCCUCACCAACAUCAACAACCUUUGCAACUGGACCGGCGUUGCAUGCGGCGAUCACACCACCAAAACCAGAACAGUCUCCAAAAUAGACCUCUCCAACAUGAACAUCACCGGAACAUUAACCCGAUUCGACUUCAUCCGGUUUCCCGAUCUCACUCACUUCAACCUCUUCAGCAACAAUUUCAGUGGACAAAUUCCAUCUGCCAUUGGCAACCUCACCAGCCUCACAUUCUUGGACUUGGGCAACAACGUUUUUGAUCAAGAAAUACCAUCUGAGAUAGGCAGGUUAGCAGAGCUGCAGUACUUGAGUUUCCACAACAACCGUCUCUAUGGUGCCAUCCCUUAUCAACUAAGCCAUCUCCAAAAGGUACGGUACUUGGACCUUGCAUCAAACAUCUUUAUGUCUCCCGAUUGGUCCAAGUUUUCAGGCAUGCCUUCAUUGACCUACCUUGAUAUUCAUAAUAAUACUCAUCUAAAUUCAGAUUUCCCAGAUUUCAUAUCCCAUUGUUGGAACUUGACAUUCCUUGACUUGUCUCAGACUAAUAUGACUGGCCAAAUACCAGAAGCAGUAUGUAACAAUCUGGCCAAACUUGAAUAUCUCAAUCUCACUAACAACCUGUUUCAAGGACCCUUUCCAAAAAACUUUUCCAAACUUACCAAGCUCAAACACCUUCAUGCACAAGUGAACAAUUUCAGUGGCCCAAUUCCUGAAGAUAUCGGUUCAAUAUCUGGUCUUCAGCGUAUGGACCUGCUUCAAAAUUCCCUUGAAGGGAAAAUUCCAUCCUCUAUGGGCCAACUCCGAGAGCUGAAGCACCUUGAUCUUCGUAACAAUUCCUUAAACUCUUCAAUCCCUUCUGAGCUUGGUUUAUGUACCAGCCUCACCUACUUGGCCCUGGCUUCCAAUAAACUCAAUGGGCAAUUGCCUCUGUCCUUGUCCAAUCUGAACAACAUCAAGGAAUUGGGUUUAUCUGAAAAUCAUCUUACAGGUCCCAUCCUGCCUUCCCUUAUCUCCAAUUGGACUGAAGUGGAAUCUUUGCAACUUCAAGACAAUAAGUUCAGUGGGAAUAUUCCAGCAGAAAUUGGCCUGUUGACAAAGCUCAACUACCUUUUUCUCUACAACAAUAACUUCUCUGGAUCAAUUCCCUCAGAGAUUGGUAACUUGAAAGAUUUGACAAAAUUGGCUCUUUCAGGAAACCAGCUCUCAGGGCCAAUUCCCAUGACACUGUGGAACCUCACAAAUAUUAAGACAGUCAACCUUUACUUCAACAAUCUCACUGGCAUGAUUCCACCAGAGAUUGAAAAUAUGGUGUCACUGGAGGAAUUUGAUGCAAACACUAACCACCUGUAUGGAGAGUUGCCAGGCACCAUUUCUCGGCUUACUAAAUUAAAGUCAUUUUCUGUGUUCACCAAUAAUUUUUCGGGAAGCAUUCCGAGGGAUUUUGGCAGGUACAGUCCUAAUUUGAGCAUUCUGCGCCUUUCGAACAACAGCUUUAAAGGAGAGCUGCCACCAGAAUUGUGUAGCGGUUCUGCUCUGGAAGAAUUGUCUGUAGAUGAUAACAACUUCUCCGGGUCAUUGCCAAAGUGCUUGAGAAAUUGUUCAAAACUACGAACAGUUGCUGUUCUUCACAACCAAUUCACGGGAAGCAUUACAAAUUCAUUUGGUAUUCAUCCUAAUCUUAACUCUGUUUUUCUCAGCAAUAAUAAAUUUGUUGGUGAAAUCUCACCAGAAUUGGGAGAAUGUAAAAGUCUCAAACGCUUAUGGAUGGAUAGAAAUAAAAUUUCUGGUCAAAUCCCACCUGAGCUUGGGAAGUUGAGCAAAUUGGAAGAACUAAUCCUGGACUCUAAUGACUUGACUGGAUACAUUCCGGCUCAGUUGGGAAACUUAGGCCUACUGUACAAGCUCAAUCUGAGCAAGAAUCAUUUGACAGAAGACAUCCCCAAGAGUCUAAGCAAUUUGACUAAUCUCCGGGAACUUGAUUUAUCCAAAAACAAUUUGUCAGGAAACAUCCCCAUAGAGCUUGGUAAGUUUGAGAGGUUGUCAACUUUAAAUCUGAGCCACAACAAUUUAUUUGGUCAAAUACCACCAGAGCUUGGUAAUUUGCCCUUGCAGUACUUGUUGGACCUCAGCAGCAAUUCACUCUCAGAACCGCUUCCUGCAGACCUGGCUAAGCUUAUACGGCUGGAGAUUCUUAAUGUCUCACAUAACCAUCUCUCAGGGAGCAUCCCAGAAACAUUUUCCAGAAUGGUUAGUCUAUUUGGCAUUGAUUUCUCUUACAAUAACUUAACUGGUCCAAUCCCAACUGGUGCCAUUUUUCGAAAAGAGCCUGCAAAUUCCUUUCUCGGAAAUGAUGGCUUGUGUGGAGAUACCGAGGGUCUAACUCCAUGCAACUCAAAUCCCGGAAAGUCCAACAAGAUUAGCAAGGUUCUACUUGCUUUCCUGGUUUCCAGUUGUGUUAUAUUAGUGGUUGCAACUACAAGUACUGCUGCAGUGCUAAAGUUCAGCCGGAAAUCGAAGCUUAAAGAAACCGAAAGUCCUAGGAUGUCUGAGAGUUUAGAUUUAGGGAUAUUGGGAAGAUAUGGAAAAUUCACAUUUGGUGCAAUUGUGAACGCGACGGAGAACUUUGAUGAGAAAUACCUCAUUGGAAAAGGAGGAUUUGGGAGUGUCUACAAGGCUAUGUUGGGCAGGGGGAAAGUGGUUGCAGUUAAGAAGCUGAACAUUUCAGACUCUAGUGACAUUCCAGAAAUAAAUCGCCAAAGUUUUGAGAAUGAGAUACGAACCUUGACAGAAGUGAGGCACAGAAACAUAAUAAAUCUCUAUGGGUUCUGUUCAUGGAGGGACUGCUUGUACUUGGUGUAUGAAUAUGCAGAGAGGGGUAGCUUGAGAAAAGUAUUGUAUGGGACAGAGGAAAGGGAAGAAGAACUUGGAUGGAGCACAAGGGUGAAAAUUGUGCAAGGGCUAGCUCAUGCAAUUGCUUACUUGCACAAUGAUUGCUCUCCUCCAAUUGUUCACAGGGACAUAACUUUGAACAACAUAUUACUUGAGAAGGGUUUCGUGCCACGGUUAUCGGAUUUUGGAACUGCAAGGUUGUUGAGCACAGAUUCAUCCAAUUGGACUUCUGUAGCUGGAUCUUACGGCUACAUGGCUCCAGAGCUGGCUUUCACAAUGCGUGUGACGGAUAAGUGCGAUGUGUAUAGCUUUGGAGUGGUGGCAUUAGAAAUAAUGAUGGGAAGGCAUCCUGGAGAGCUUUUAGCUUCCCUAUCAGUCUCAUUACCAGAAAAUGCAGAAUUGCUUUUGAAGGAUUUGUUAGACCAACGGCUAAGGCCUCCUCCCGUUCAGUCAGCAGCGGCAGUGGCUUCUGUGGUAACCAUGGCUUUGGCCUGUACGCGCACUAAUGCAGAGUCAAGACCUACCAUGGAUUUUGUGGCAAAAGAACUAUCAUCAGCCAGGACCCAGGCUAACCUCUCUGUACCAUUUGGCAUGAUCACCAUCAACAAGUUGGCAAAUUUUCAAAACCAGAAGAACUUUUAAACAUAAGAGGUCCAAACAUAUAUGAAUACUAAUCGUUUAUGUACCGAUGCAAUGUUAAGGGUUGUAGCUCUAUCCUGUCAACAUGAACGGUUGUAAACGUUGAUUUAUAACAAUUAUUCACGAAUCGAUUACUCGUGUAA